Meleagris gallopavo (turkey) is the source of this 210-nucleotide messenger RNA. The record is from RefSeq and is a predicted model, not a curated record. Lineage: Eukaryota; Metazoa; Chordata; Aves; Galliformes; Phasianidae.
UUUAAUACAGCUGCCACUGGAGACAUGCCAUCUUACCAGCUUCGGACUCCCACUACUAACUUACCUCAGGGAGUGGUAAUGGCAGCCUCACCAGGGGCUCUGCAUAGUCCUCAGCAACUGGCAGAAGAGGCAACGCGCAAGAGAGAGCUGCGACUUAUGAAAAAUAGGUAAGAACACCUCAUUAAUAGAUGCUGUUGGGAAAGUAAAAAC